AUGACCUCAAUUUUUGACCCUCAACAGCUCAACAGACCCGAAUCCCUCAAUGCCUGGAAUGAAAUCCUUCUCAUGGACAUGGUCGCGGCAUUCCGUGACCUGGACGAGCACCCGGACACUGUGUUCACGGUCCUGACCGGCGAGGGCCGUUUCUUCUCUGCCGGGGCUGAUAUCAAAGGGGGUAUUGAGACACCCCCGCCAGAGUCAACCGCCGCACAGACGAAGCUGUUCUAUAUGCGCAAGUUCUCCCGCGAAAUGGAACUCUUCCGCUCAAUGAUCGAUCACCGAAAGGUGUUUGUCCUAGCGUUAAACGGUCCAGCCGUCGGCGGCGGCGCGGCCUGGUUCGAAGGCAUUGCCGAUAUCGUCGUCGCGGCGAAGGGAGCCUACAUGCAGGUCCCUUUCAGUUCCCUCGGCCUGGUCCCGGAAUUUGGCGCGGCGCCGACCUUUGCUCGGAAUAUCGGCGCUCGCCGGGCCAACGACUUCCUGAUGUUCGGCCGCAAGUGCUCGGUCGAGGAGAUGGAAUCGUGGGGGCUGAUCAAUCGGAUCUUUCCUGCGGAGGGGUUCCAUGAGCGCGUUCGCGGCUUUCUGAAAGAACAGUUGGCGGUUAAUGAUGGUAAGAGUAUGAUGGAGACGAAGCGGUUGCAGAAUGCCCCCUUGAGAGGGGAACGGAUCCUGGCCAUGUUUGAUGCUGCCCACGCAUUGGCUGAGCGGUUUGUGGAUGGGGCGCCUGUGGAGCGGUUUCGCAAGAAGACUGAGCAGUUGUCGAAAGGUCAGCCAAUGUGUUUCUGCUUUGUUCUCAGGUCUGACGUUGGAUAUAGCGAGUGUGGCGCGUGGAGGGAAGACAAAGGCCUCCUUGUAGAAUUGAUUAAUCGUCCUUUUACCAGCGAGACGGCAUCCUACUAUAGAAUCAUGUCUCCUAUAUGUAUAUGGACAAUCAAUACUUAUCCGUCGAAGGCCUGUAAAUCCAAUCCGCGUUUGUGGAGAACUACACACUCUCGAUGGCAUGAAAGGUCAGCAGCAGAUCGUCAAUAA
Molecule: messenger RNA, 1032 nt
Organism: Aspergillus terreus NIH2624
Lineage: Eukaryota; Fungi; Ascomycota; Eurotiomycetes; Eurotiales; Aspergillaceae
Product: enoyl-CoA hydratase/isomerase family protein
Exons: 3
Coding region: 1-1032 (343 amino acids)
Biological process (GO): fatty acid beta-oxidation
Cellular component (GO): peroxisomal matrix
Source: RefSeq, a predicted model, not a curated record